GAAUUGAAGAUAAGGCGUGAUUACCUACUAAUAAAUACUUGGUCAUGGCUGAUUUCUGCAACGAAGAUGGAGUUUCAAGAUCCAUUUCAGAAACUCCCCCUACUCAUUACACUCUCAAGAUUCAGUCACUAUCUCUGCUAAAAAAGAACAAUAUUGAGAAAUACAGUUCCCCUUAUUUUGAAGCUGGCGGCUAUAAAUGGAAGUUGGUGUUUCAUCCAAAAGGAAACAAAAACAAGAAUGCAGAAGGGAAGCACGUUUCUAUAUAUCUGAUGAUGGCGGAGGCAAGCUCACUUGUCCCUCAGGAUCUUAUAACGAAGGAGAAAGAAUCAAGCUAUGUCUGCUGUACAUUUCUGCUUAAUUACAACAACAGAUAGGACAGUUCAAAAAGGAAGAAGAUUCCAUGCAAUGAAGGUGGAAUGGGGAUUUGAUCGAUUCAUAAGUCAAGAAGAUUUCAACAAUCAAGCAAAUGGGUAUGUUGUGGAUGACAUAUGUGUCUUAGGAGCAGAGGUUUAUGUAUGUCAAGAAAAGUUCAAAAGUAGAGGCGACUGUUUGUCCAUGGUUAAAGACCCCAUUAGCUAUAAGCACGCCUGGAAGAUCGACAAGUUCUCUUCUCUCACUGCGGAUUGUGAAGACUCCAAGACCUUCAUGCAAGGAGAACAUAAAUAGUACUCGCUUCCUUACUCAAGCUGUCUAACUCAAUAUAACUGUUAGUCCUGGUACCUGAAAUGUAAGGGAUUCAAAAAAAAUACAAGAAUGACAUACCUGUGAUUCGAAGCUGCAAUAUAAAACAAUUUUUGAAUCACUUUUGACACUACACUAAAAGCUAGCUUCCCAUAUGUCAAGAGGUUCAAAAACUUAUACAAGCACAAAAGGAGGUCAUUGUAUUCUAUCUGUACCGUAUAAUUUUUUGACAAACGAGAUUCAAUUACAUAUAGCUUAGCUACUGACAAUGGCUGUCAGUAUAAUGCCAUUGGUAUGUAUGUAUAAAUUAAAACAG
Nicotiana tabacum (common tobacco) is the source of this 997-nucleotide messenger RNA. RefSeq names its product ubiquitin C-terminal hydrolase 12-like. Gene Ontology annotation, molecular function: protein binding. NCBI's taxonomy places the organism in Eukaryota, Viridiplantae, Streptophyta, Magnoliopsida, Solanales, Solanaceae. The record is from RefSeq and is a predicted model, not a curated record.